Molecule: messenger RNA, 3177 nt
Organism: Myripristis murdjan (pinecone soldierfish)
Lineage: Eukaryota; Metazoa; Chordata; Actinopteri; Holocentriformes; Holocentridae
Gene: paip1
Product: poly(A) binding protein interacting protein 1
Exons: 11
Coding region: 340-1701 (453 amino acids)
Biological process (GO): regulation of translational initiation
Molecular function (GO): translation activator activity; RNA binding; protein binding
Source: RefSeq, a predicted model, not a curated record
AAACACUAAUAUGACAACAGAUUUGUUGUCAAAGGAAGUAGACCUUAUUUUAAAAAAAAAAGAAAAAAGAAAAAAGAAAAAAAGAAAAAAGAAAAAAAAAAGAAAAAGAAAAAAAAGAAAAAGUUGUGUACACCGACAGCGGACGGUGUAGCGCUACAUCCGACCAGGAAAACGUCAACAUGAAAGAGAGAUAGGGUGCGUUGUGCUGUGGUAAAACACCAGCCAGGCCCGCCGAGCACAGAGGGAUUUGGUAACUUAACGUUGACAGGAGUCCUCCGUUUUCAGAUGCUGCUGUCGGUCCUACGUUACCCCGACUGAGCGCCUGACAAACCAGCAGUCAUGAACGAGAAUUUCGACCGAGCUCCCGGGGCAGGGAGGAUCCGCUCACAUCCUGCCAGCCCCGGCCUCUCAGGAGCUGGAGAUGGAGACAGCAGAGCCACAGUUUUCAACCAGAGGGAACCGCUGAGACAGCCGCGGACCUCACCGCCUUUAGCCGAGAACAGCAUUAGCACGGCUAACGACUUAGCCGGCGGAGGUGGGACUCUGUCAACUAAUGAUGCUAGAAAACAGAGCAAACCCCAACAAAGUGCAUACAGCAACAGUUCGUCUGCAUCCAAAGUGUCUAAUGUGGAUUCCUUGGUCAAGUCAUCAAAACUUUCAGCCAACGCUCCAGAGUUUGUCCCCUCUGGACUUACCAGUUAUGAAGACCCCACUGUUUAUGAUGACGGUGAGAACUAUUACAGUGAGAUGACAUUGGCAGAUAUGGUGGCGGACUUCCUUGGUCACCUUAGCUCCUCACCAGGUUCCUUUGAGUCGGACAUUGAAUACAUAGCUAGCAUGUUCAAUUCCUGGGUUACUACUGAAGAGUUGCUGCAGGAACUGGUGGAGCUGAUCUAUACACAGUCUACUGCCAUUCCAAACUUCUCUUACACGGGUGCCAGGCUCUGUAACUACCUGUCACUUCACCUUACUAUCAGCCCACCGAGUGGAAACUUCCGUCAGCUGCUCCUGAAAAGGUGUCGCACAGAGUUUGAGCAGAGGGAUGUGGCAGUGCGAGGAGACCCAGACACUCAGAAGAGAUUUCACUCGUUUGUGCUCUUCCUGGGAGAGCUCUACCUUAACCUGGAGGUGAAAAGUGGAAAAGGGGCUCCGAAUCGAGCAGACAUCCUCCUUACUGCACUGAAAGACCUGUUGAAUUGUCUUUUCUCCAGUCCUGUGGAUGCAAACCUCAUCUGUGCUGUCAAAUUACUUAAGCUGACAGGCUCUGUCCUGGAGGAUGCGUGGAAAGAGAAGGGAACAUCAGACAUGUCAGCACUGAUCCAGAGAAUAGAAAACAUUGUUCUGGAUGGCACCUGCAGCAGGGAUGUAAAACAGAUGCUUCUUAAACUAGUGGAGCUGAGAUCCAGUGACUGGGGCCGAGUCCACACUGCUGCUGCAGCCAGCAACGCCACGCCAGACAACGACCCCAACUACUUCAUGAAUGAGCCUACGUUCUACACAGCAGAUGGCACUCCUUUUACUGCAGCAGACCCAGAGUAUUCAGAGAAAUACCAAGAGAUCCUGGAGCGGGAGGACUAUUUCCCUGACCUUUACGAAGAAAAUGGAAACGACUCAUGCUACUUUGAAGAUGAGAUGGAGCCUGAGAUCGAAGAAGCUUAUGAGAGUUUUUGUUUAGAAUCAGAGAGGAAACGGCGACAAUGACAUGAAAGUGAGAGCUGUGAGAGACUGAACAGGCACAUAUUGUACCUUUCCUACUCAACUUGCCAGGAUGUUUGUGAUUGGGGGGGGGGAAUCAAAGAAAACUAGCAUUCGAUAAAUUAAUGCUUUUUAUUUUACUGCAAGCAAUUUAACUGAAGAGCUGUGUAUAGUUUACACUUUCUGACACUUUUAGUUUGUUUGUUUUUCCGGCGAUCUUAGCAAAAAGUGGCAUAGAAUAUGGGGGACAAUCAGCAAGACAAUAUUCUCAGUGUUGAAGUAUUCAGACUUUUUUCUGACUUGAAGUUCUUUUUGUUGUUUUUAAUUCUUUCAGAAACACUUGUUUCCUUCACUCUUAAACCUAUUGCCACGAGGGAAGCUGUGUGCUGUGCAGUUUGAGAGGUUUUUUUUUCUGAAUAUAUGAGAGAUAUGAGAUAAUAUAAGUUUUAUCAAUUGUGUGCAUAAUUUAAUACUAACUUUUGCUUUUAUUUCCGAAGCAAAAAUAACUUAGGGCCAGAUGAUUACAUCAGGGGGUCAUUACAAGGGACACCGGUACAAAAUGUUGGAGAUGGAAAAUCUUUGUAUCAGAUGCACUAUAGAUGGAAGAGCAGCUUGUUUUCCUUGAUUUAGUGCAUAUACAGCUAGAUUUUAUCUCCAGUGGUGUGAAUUUGUCUCUUUUUUUGGUUGCCAAUAUUCAGCCCCAUGUUCAAGGCUUUUUGUUCAUUGUAAAUCUGGCUGUAGUUCGCUUAAGUGGUCAAGACCCCUAUAAAAGGCUAUGCAUUUUGAAUGGCUGUUAAAAGAACUAACAAAAACACAUUCAGUUAACAAACUGUCCAGUAAAUAUAGGCAAACCCUUAUUUGCUCUUCCUUUUGGGGGUUCGCAUUAACAUUUUGAGACAAGUUAUUUUAUUUGGUAGGACAUGUUUGACAAUUCUGAGAACUGCAUCUGAAUCCAAUUUGUCUCCUGAAUGUAGCUUUAAAUAUCUGCCCACGUUGCAGUUUUAUAAACGGUCAGUGUGACAUACUCUACUGCGAUGAGGAUUGAUUUUAACUCCAGACUUUGACUGUUUACCAGCAAUUUAUGGAACCCAUUAAAAGGAAUGUUGUUUUGUAGUUUGUAAAUAUUAUUUAUAGUAUUGUUUGCCUGCAAUAAAUUCUUUCUAAUGUGAUAUUUGUGUUGGAGCCUUUUGAACUUUUUCAUAAGUGCAGGAGUACAGUGUACAGUGAGCUACUUGGCAGGGCCAGACUAAGGUUUUGUCUCCAGACACAUUGUGGCACAAUCCCGGUGAGUACAGAAUUACAUUAAGUAGUCAUUUUGAUUUUAUUCCCAUAGUCUUAUUAGGCAAUGCCAGCCUUUUCAGAUUUCAGUGCCAAAGCCAUUAAGCAAGCAACCACUUAAGCUAUAUUAUCCUGUCUUUUUGGGAGCGAAUGAGAACAUCUGCAUUACUCUAUAUACUGUUGAAUAAAACUGAACUAAUGUGA